Messenger RNA from Oncorhynchus tshawytscha (Chinook salmon), 2610 nucleotides. Its product is annotated as beta-secretase 1. The transcript is spliced from 9 exons. Gene Ontology annotation, biological process: membrane protein ectodomain proteolysis; amyloid-beta metabolic process. The record is from RefSeq and is a predicted model, not a curated record. Gene Ontology annotation, molecular function: aspartic-type endopeptidase activity. Bases 640 to 2232 code for a protein of 530 amino acids. Gene Ontology annotation, cellular component: membrane; endosome; trans-Golgi network. NCBI's taxonomy places the organism in Eukaryota, Metazoa, Chordata, Actinopteri, Salmoniformes, Salmonidae.
CAAGGAGAUGCUCCGCUCAAUUACAAGAUGAUGAAGGAAGCGGGUGAAUGCGGGAAGGUAGCGGAGAGAAUGCACAGAGGAGUGAUGCGGAUUAUGUUGGUCUAUUUGACUGGGAUUUUUGGUCGUGUGACAGAACGAUGAUCGGACGGGUGACGGGACGGGCCUCUAGAUUGUUGAUAUUGGGACUACAGCCCUUUUUGGACAAUCUCUAAUUCAGGCGUUCUCUGUUUUCUUUUAUUAUCGGCCUAUUUGCGCAGUUGUUGAUUUUAUUAUAUUGGAUUGUUUUGUCGACAACUAUAGACUAUUGGCACAUGGAUAUUAUCAAAGAUUUUGUAAAUUAUUGUUAUUUUUCUUAUAAAGUGUGGACAAGGUAUAUGGUCGCGGCAGCAACGCGCUCGAUACGACAGCAUAUGUACACGGACAGAUCUUCAAAUCAAGGGAACUCCGCUGUAUUUUAAUAAAGAUGUCAACAUUAUUGCAUUAUGGCUGCAACUAUCAAUUGUUUUGCAGCAUCAGCGUUUGAUUUUGGUGCUAUAAACAACAACUCUGCAGCAUUUCUAAUGAUGCCAAACCGAAAGGAGACGGUCGAGCGCGCAAAUUAAGUGUCCUAAGAUAUAAAGCCUAAAAUAACAUUUCAAAAUGGAUGCACUUUGUCCUCGCUGGAUGGUAUUUUUAUGGACGAUUGUCGCCCUGUUUGUGGGUGUCAGCUUCGGCACCAACGAGGCUGAAGUUGAACCAAACACCUCUGGUCCACUGACUCUCCACUUCCCACUGCGGCAGGGUCCUCUCUCCGAAACCCAACCCCCGCACGUGGCCCCGCAACGCUCCUCGAGGGCUGCGCGAAGGCGCAGAGGGGUCAUGGGCAUCAAUUUCGUGGACAUGAUCGACAACCUCCGUGGGAAAUCUGGACAGGGCUACUACGUGGAGAUGGCAGUGGGUUCACCGCCACAGAAGUUGAAUAUUCUGGUGGACACAGGCAGCAGUAACUUUGCAGUCGGGGCAGCUGCUCACCCUUUCCUCUGCAGAUACUACCAUCGCUCACUUAAGCCCCUUUUCUCCGCUGCUGUUCAUAGGUCUAACUCCUACCGCGACCUUGGGCGCAGUGUCUACGUACCCUACACCCAGGGCCGCUGGGAGGGUGAGCUGGGCACUGACCUGGUGUCUGUGCCACAUGGCCCCAACGCCUCGCUCCGUGCCAACAUCGCAGCCAUUACCCAGUCGGACCGCUUCUUCAUCAACGGAUCCAACUGGGAGGGCAUUCUGGGCCUGGCCUACGCCGAGAUCGCCCGGCCUGAUGAGAUGCUGGAGCCUUUCUUUGACUCGCUGGUGCGGCAGACCCCUGUGCCUAACCUGUUCUCCCUGCAGAUGUGUGGUGCAGGGUUCACCCAGAACUACAGCCUGGGCAGUGCUACCGUGGGUGGCAGCAUGAUCAUCGGUGGAGUGGAUUCUUCUCUCUAUGUUGGGGACCUGUGGUACACCCCGAUCCGCCGGGAGUGGUAUUAUGAGGUCAUCAUUGUGCGCAUUGAGGUCAAUGGUCAGGAUCUCAACAUGGACUGCAAGGAGUACAACUAUGAUAAGAGCAUUGUGGACAGUGGCACCACUAACCUCCGGCUCCCUCGUAAAGUGUUCCAGGCAGCUGUGAAGGCCAUCGAGGCAGCCUCGUCUACAGAGCAGUUUCCCUCUGGGUUCUGGUUGGGGGAGCAGCUGGUGUGCUGGCAGGCUGGCACCACCCCAUGGCACAUCUUCCCUGUCAUCUCGCUCUACCUAAUGAGUGAGAACCGCAACCAGUCCUUCCGCAUCUCCAUUCUCCCACAGCAGUACCUGCGGCCCGUGGAGGACGUGGCCUCGGCCCAGGAGGACUGCUAUAAGUUUGCUGUGUCCCAGUCCAGCACAGGCACCGUCAUGGGCGCCGUCAUCAUGGAGGGCUUCUAUGUGGUGUUCGACCGCCAGAGGAAACGCAUCGGAUUUGCCGUCAGUACCUGCCAUGUGCACGAUGAGUUCCGUACGGCCUCCGUCGAGGGGCCUUUCCACGGCGUGGAUCUGGAGGACUGCGGCUACAACAUCCCGCAGACGGACGAGUCCACCCUGAUGACCAUUGCCUACAUCAUGGCAGGCAUCUGUGCCCUCUUCAUGCUGCCACUGUGCCUCAUGCUGUGCCAGUGGCGCUUCUCCCGCUGUCUCCGCCCAUCUGGAGCUGGGGACUUCGCUGAUAAUAUCUCACUCCUCAAAUGAUAGAAAGGCAUGGAAAUACAGUACACAGGAGAGGCAAGCCUACCAGGAAUGGAGAUGGAGGCUUUUCUAAUGGUUAUUGAGGACGCAUCAGCCUCAUUGAGUAAUGCAGAAACAGAUUAACAUGUAGGAUGGUGUUAGUUGUGGCUUGGGAGGGUAGCACAAUGACCAAACAAGCCCAUGGCCACUUACUUUGGAUUCAUCAAAGGUGGAUAUACCAGCAAGCUGGGUUAAAUGGCUUCCUGGACUCAGUGGACAACUUUAUUGAUAGAAGGGCAUGAUAUAAAUAUACAGUAUUUAUAGAUGUGUGUGAGUGUUCGUGAUUGUAUGAGGUGUGUGUAUAUGUAUGUAUGUAUGAACAGCACCAGUCAAAAGUUUGGA